GGAUAGUGGUAGGAACACCCAGCACAACGCACUUGCAAGUCCCCUGGUGGCACAUCGCGGGGUAUCAGGCGCUCCGAGCCCCUCACCCACCCAAGCCGGGUACCCUCGAGGCCCCGGGUGCUAGCGAGCAGCCGGCGGCAACCAGGACCUGCCCACAGCCUGGAAGAGGCGGCACGCCGCCCCGAAGCGCCUUCGGUUCGAAGGAUCCUCACUUCUGGGAGAGGACAGGGAACUGUCAAUCAACGAGGGAGGGAGCGCACCGGCGCCGGGUGAUGUCAGCGGAUCAGCUGCUCCAUAACAAAGAGGGGGUAUCACCACAGGAGAAAGUUGCAGCGGCGGCAGCACCCCAGAGCCUCGGGGGACGAGGGGAGGGGGGGGAGACGGCGGCUGCGGCAGCCGCAGGAAUUGAAAGGACUGUAGGGGGAGGCAGCGCGAGCCGCCCCGGACUGCUCCUCCUCUUCCUCCCCCUCCUCCCCCUCCUCCAAACUCGCAGAGCUUAGCUCCAGCGCUCGCUCAGCCGCCGCGAGCACCCGGAGGGACGGGAGAGGGCCGUACGGCCCCGUGCUGGGUUGGGUCGCAGCCGCCAUGGAUAGCGACGACGAGGUGGUGGAGGAAGCCGUGGAAGGACACCUGGAUGAUGACGGAUUACCACACGGGUUCUGCACUGUCACCUACUCCUCCACGGACAGAUUCGAGGGCAACUUUGUGCAUGGAGAGAAGAAUGGACGUGGGAAAUUCUUCUUCUUUGAUGGCAGCACCCUGGAGGGAUAUUAUGUGGAUGAUGCCCUGCAGGGCCAGGGCAUUUACACCUAUGAGGAUGGAGGUGUUCUCCAAGGCACCUAUGUGGAUGGGGAGCUGAAUGGACCAGCUCAGGAGUAUGACACCGAUGGGAGGCUGAUCUUCAAGGGACAAUACAAAGACAACAAUCGACAUGGAGUGUGUUGGAUCCAUUACCCAGAUGGAGGCAGCCUGGUCGGGGAAGUCAAUGAAGAUGGGGAGAUGACGGGAGAAAAGAUAGCCUAUGUGUACCCGGAUCAGAGGACUGCGCUCUACGGGAAGUUCAUUGAUGGAGAGAUGCUCGAAGGGAAACUGGCCACCCUCAUGGCCACUGAAGAAGGGAGGCCACACUUUGAAGUGACGUCGGGAAGUUCCGUGUACCACUUUGAUAAAUCGACUUCCUCCUGCAUCUCUAGCGAUGCCCUCCUUCCAGAUCCUUAUGAGUCCGAGAGGGUUUAUGUUGCCGACUCUCUCAUCUCCAGCGCUGGAGAAGGACUGUUUUCCAAGGUAGCAGUGGGACCCAAUACUGUUAUGUCGUUUUAUAAUGGAGUCCGAAUUACACACCAAGAGGUUGACAGCAGGGAUUGGGCCCUAAAUGGUAACACUCUCUCCCUGGAUGAGGAAACAGUCAUUGAUGUGCCUGAGCCCUAUAACCACGUGUCCAAGUACUGUGCCUCCUUGGGACACAAGGCAAAUCACUCCUUCACUCCAAACUGCAUCUAUGACCUGUUUGUCCACCCCCGUUUUGGGCCUAUCAAGUGCAUCCGCACCCUGCGAGCUGUGGAGGCCGAGGAAGAACUGACCGUUGCCUACGGCUAUGACCACAGCCCCCCUGGGAAGAGUGGGCCCGAAGCCCCUGAGUGGUAUCAGGUGGAGCUGAAGGCCUUCCAGGCCACCCAGCAAAAGUGAAAGGCUUGGCCCUGGGUUCCAGAGACCUGGAAUAGAAACUUGGAUCUAUGCACUACAUUUAUCUGACAAGGGGACAUCCAGGGACUGUUCGUGCCGCGACAUCACAUCCUCUCACCCUGCGUUAGCAACGACUCUCUCGCAUACUAACUAGGUUUGACUGUAUUACUCAUACCAGAUUUAAAAUUAGCUAGCCUUGCAACAACGCCCUACUGAGAGGUACUGUCGAACUAUAGACAGCAUGAUGUUCUUUGAUGGUGAUCUAAAUCUGGACCAUGUUCAGAGAUACCAAAUGAUUAGGCUGAAAAAGGGAAAUGGGGUUCUUCGGUCACUUUUUAUUUUACUUUAUUUUAUUUUUAGGCGAUGGUUUUUUUCCAUGAUGUUUUUUCUCUGUGGCCAGUGCAAAUGGUGUUGUCACCCUUGCAUGUUGCCAACCACAGGGCAGGAAGCAAUUACAUCUUUAUAUACAUGUAGGGUCAUUUACCUUUCAACCUUUGAUCUGUAUCUCUUGCAAUAGAAUGGCUUUGUUUCUGUUGUUACUCUCCUAGUGAACUGAAGCCCGGUCUUUUGAGUAAUUUCUUUAGCUUUCACUAUAUUAGCUAUAAUUUACAAGAGAAAGCUUCCAAACAGAUUUUGCAUUCGUAGCAGCAUACAGGUCUCUCUGGUUCUUUCUACCAUUUCAUUCUUAACGUCCUGAUAUAAAGUCCUGGCUCCUAGGGCCAGACUCUUAUUAUAGACUUACUAUUCUCGCAUGUAAACAAAGAUAUCUUUGCUUUCAGAUGUGAGAAGAAGUGAAUUUACCUUGUUUGCAUUAAGUUAUGAGAGAGUUGUAAGGUAUACUUUCAGGAAGAGAUGAGGAAAAUUAGUAUUUCUAAGCAGUUGCUAUGGCAAUUUUGCAGUAUCUUCAGUAGUGUUGGUAAUUUUUUUUUCUUCUUGGGUACACAUUAAUUGUACAUAACCUAGUGCAUUCUGGCUUGUGACACAGCUCAUUGAAUUCAGACACAAGAGCCAAUGUGCAUUCCAAGGCAGAAUGCAAAAUUCUCUUUGAAAUUAGUGUCACAAAGGCAGACAUGCUGAUCACUAGGUACAAAUCAGACCUUUAGCUCAAGCUUCUUGUCACAGCGAUUUCAAAGCACUUAGCUGCGUCCAAGAACUAGAAGCCAAGAGCUCACACCUGUGCGUGCGGUUGAUCCCGCUAGCAUCUCAGCCUCCUCAAGCCAUAUGUAACCACAACUGCAGAAAUACAGAGAAAACCCCAUUAUUUUAGUUUAGCACAUUAGAUCUGUAACACAAUGGGAUUGCUCUGAAUGAAUGGCGAGUUUGGGGAACACCUCCCCAUGGUGUCGCUCCAUCACCAAGAAGGCCUGGGAACCACAGUUGCUGAAGCCUGCAGCUGUCAAUAGUGCUACCCUGUGGCCUGUGUUGGUUUCGGCUUAUUAAAGCUUUCCAAGAUGCAAUAGAUCAUUGAGUGAGCUGGGAAAGGGGAGAGAUGCUUGGGCAUGGGUGGAGAUGGAGGGAGAAGACAGGUAGAGAGCAGUUUGAUAUUCUGUGGUCAGUUGCAUCUUGUUCUUCACGGCUUUCACAAGUGCUCCAUCUGGGGCUGCGACACAGCUUGUCCAUCAAACAGCUCCAGAUGGAGAAUUCAGCCCUCAGUUAUGAUAGCCACACCUGGGCUCUUUCACAAGCUUCCUGACAUACCUCCCAUCAGGCUCUGCACCCAGGUGGGACUACACUUUCCAGGAGAGCUAGUCACAUCCCUGUUUGAAAGCUGGAGGAGAUAGUUCUCUCAGGCAGAUCCUCAGGAUAUGUGAGGAGCCUCGGGCAAAGAGGACUGUAUAGUUUUUAGACCACAAGUCAGCAGGAUAGGAUGGCUUCUAUUCUGUAGAAAGAGACCGUUCAGUAAAUUGUGACAGAAGGCUGAGUCUGUGGAUUCAAAUUCUGAGAGGAGCUUUGAUGUAAAUGUGUCCAAAGAGAGUUGGCUGCUUUGGGGGGGAUGGAAGGGAGGAGAGAUGGCUGACUAAAGUCACCAGAUGAGACAGAGAGAGAGCAGGUCCCACCUCCAAUCGCCCAGGCUCACAGGAUUUCACUCCUGGGCGGAACCUUAGCUUCAGUUGCUGUAGGGGCUCAACCUCUAUCCUAAAGGGCUACUCUAGCAAUCUCAUCCAAAUGGAACUCAAAAACAAUUCUGGGGGCUUGAGGGCCAGCAAAAAUCGUUUAGCAGGUAAAGGUGCUUGCUGCCAAACCUAUGGCCUGAGUUAAGCUUUAGGACCUAUACAGUAGGAGGGAACCAACUCCUGAAAGCUAGCCUCUGACCACACCUAGCAUGGCAUGCACACACACACACACACACACACACACACACACACAAAUGUGACUGACUGGGACACUGGCUGAUCUACUUUUCCCAUUCCAUAAUGGAGGAAGGCACACUGGACUGCAAACCCAGCAAUGUGCCUGUGACCCUUAGACAAAUCACAGGAAGCAGAUCUCACAGCUGAGCGUCCCUGCCUUCCCUCCCUCUCCCUGUAUGUUUCCGGUGCCUUUCAGCUCCUUUCCUGCCGCGUGAGAAGCCCCAUGUAUGUGCAGAAUGGCAGCCCAGCUAAUCGCUCCACCUCUUUCUUCGUCUUAAGUUCCUCUUCUCUCUUGCUAGACUCCGUGCCUUUCCCUCACUGUGACCCAUUCCAGUUACUGCCCCGCACACACCUCCCUCCUCUCCCUCCUUCCUCACCCAUCUUCCUCCCUCUUCGUCUCCUUCCCGUCUCCCCUCCCCUCUCCCCCAUCUCUCUCCAAAAUACCAAGCAUCAUCCCAGGUUGCAAUUGUUAGAGCCCAGAAGGUCUCUAUGGGGUAGAGAAGCGGACAGCACAGGGGCUGCAUAGAGAAUUAGCUGCUGAGGGAGUUUGCUCUUGCUUUGAACCAAAAUGGAAAAAGCCUCAGAACGUGCCUUCUACUUCAUUCACGUCUGCUGUAGAAGGAAAUGGGAACCGGACGAGUCUGGUCUUCUCUCAGGAUUAUAAUCACAAACAGACAUGAUUGAGAUUCUGUGUGGUGGAGAAAAAGAAGUGUCUGCUGUCUUCCAAGCAGCUGGGGCUUGUCACUUGCCUGACACCUUCGUCUCGAGGGGACUCAUUCAGAGCUGUCUCAGCCCAACCCUGCAUGCAGGACUUGAUUCAUCUUUAGCAUCUUUUCUAUGAUGAACUAUUAUUACCUUGUGUUAGAGUUAGGAGUUAGGACUAGGAACUAAUCCACAGAGCAUGUCCCCCUACUGGGGCAUAAGCUGGAACUAACAAAAGCAAACAUAAGAACUGAAUUUAGGACACAAAAGAAUGAUAAGGUUACAAAGUAUCAGGCGGAAAACUUGAGUUUCUUAGUAUGGAUUCUUAUUUUAUUUAGCCCUUUCAAUUCCUGAUCUG
Messenger RNA from Mastomys coucha (southern multimammate mouse), 5094 nucleotides. It is a transcript of the gene Setd7, whose product is annotated as SET domain containing 7, histone lysine methyltransferase. The record is from RefSeq and is a predicted model, not a curated record. The transcript is spliced from 8 exons. Gene Ontology annotation, biological process: regulation of DNA-templated transcription. Bases 586 to 1686 code for a protein of 366 amino acids. Gene Ontology annotation, molecular function: protein binding; histone H3K4 monomethyltransferase activity. Gene Ontology annotation, cellular component: chromosome. Lineage: Eukaryota; Metazoa; Chordata; Mammalia; Rodentia; Muridae.